Molecule: messenger RNA, 1716 nt
Organism: Eruca vesicaria subsp. sativa (arugula)
Lineage: Eukaryota; Viridiplantae; Streptophyta; Magnoliopsida; Brassicales; Brassicaceae
Source: the annotation of a GenBank genome assembly
UAAAUCUCGACCGAACAAUAAAGAGCGUGCGAAAAACGCGCGAACAGCAACCGCACGAUCUCACACAUUAAGGUAUGAUUACCUAGUAGCUCCAACAGGUGAUGGUUGAAUGUUAAUCAAUCAAGCUUCUUCUUCGAUAUCGAUUAUCUUACAUGGCACAAUCGAAACAAGACACGUCAUAUCCUUGCCAAUAUAGUGAAAUUUUCACCCUCGAUAUAAUCUACCCAUAUAAUAAUCGCAGAGGACUACAAUUUUCUCCACUACGAAGACUUUCCACAUUCUCUCUCUACAAAUUUUAACUUUCUUGUUUAUGUAAUGACGGAGCCGACAAUGAAUCUCUGGACCACCGACGAUAACGCUUCUAUGAUGGAAGCUUUCAUGAGCUCCUCGUCCGACAUCUCAGGCUUAUGGCCACCGGCAACGACAAUAGCAACGACGUCGACAACAGCUCCGGCACUGGCGGCGGGAUUUAACGAAGAGACUCUCCAGCAAAGGCUACAAGCACUAAUCGAAGGGACAAACGAAGGCUGGACCUACGCCAUAUUCUGGCAGCCGUCGUACGACUUCUCCGGCGCCUCCGUGCUCGGAUGGGGAGAUGGUUAUUACAAAGGAGAAGAAGACAAAGGAAAGGCGAGACAGCGAACGACUCCACCGCCGUUUUCAACUCCGGCAGAUCAGGAGUAUCGUAAGAAGGUGUUGCGUGAGCUCAACUCGUUAAUCUCCGGCGGAGGUGGGGCGACGGAUGACGCCGUCGAUGAGGAAGUGACUGAUACCGAGUGGUUUUUCUUGGUUUCGAUGACGCAGAGCUUCGCUUGCGGUUCUGGGUUGGCGGGUAAGGCGUUCUCGACAGGUAACGCUGUUUGGGUUUCCGGGUCGGAUCAGUUAACCGGGUCGGGUUGUGAGCGGACGAAGCAAGGAGGAGUCUUUGGGAUGCAGACCAUCGCGUGUAUUCCUUCGGCGAACGGGGUUGUUGAACUCGGGUCAACGGAGCAGAUCCGGCAGAGUUCGGAUCUUAUGAACAAGGUCCGAGUGCUUUUCAAUUUCAACGGUGGCGCUGGCGAUUUAUCGGGUCUUAACUGGAAUCUUGAUCCGGAUCAAGGCGAGAACGACCCGUCCAUGUGGAUUAAUGACCCGGUUGGAGUACUCGAGCAGUGUAACGGAGCUCCGAGCUCUAGCUCCCAGCUACUUGCCAAGUCGAUUCAGUUUGAGAAUGGUGGUAGCUCAAGCACCAUAACCGAGAACCCGCACCCGGAUCCGGCUCCGAGCCCGGUUCAUUCCCAGACCCAAACUGCGAAAUUCCACAACAAUUUUUCCCGAGAAUUAAACUUCUCGACGUCUAGUACCACCUUGGUGAAACCAAGACCCGCCGAGAUAUUGAGCUUCGGCGAUGAGGGUAAACGGAGCUCCGUGAACCCGGAUCCGAGUUCUUAUUCGGGUCAGACUCAGUUCGAGAAUAAGAGAAAGAAGUCGAUAGGUUUGAGCGAUGACAAGGUUCUAUCUUUCGGAACCGGGGGAGGAGAAUCCGACCACUCCGAUCUAGAAGCUUCCGUCGUGAAAGAGAUACCAGAGAAACGUCCAAAGAAACAGCUUGAGGUGAAUCACGCGAGCAUGUCCGUGGUUAACGAUCUGAUGAUUCAGCAAGCCACCGUGAAGAUGGGAUUCAGAAUAUACACGCAGGAACAGCUCCGUGCCAGUUUAAUCUCAAAGAUCGGUUAA